Molecule: messenger RNA, 516 nt
Organism: Lactuca virosa
Lineage: Eukaryota; Viridiplantae; Streptophyta; Magnoliopsida; Asterales; Asteraceae
Source: the annotation of a GenBank genome assembly
AUGUGCUUCUCGUUCUUCUCAAAAGUAGCAGUCUUACUCGUUGCUCUUAUCAUACAAAUGAGUGGAGUUGUCUCAGUAGAUAAUCUUGCAUUACAUGCAAUCAAAUCCGAGAUUACAGAAGACCCUCAAGGUGUUUUGAGUUUUUGGAAUGAUUCUCUUCCUUUUUGGCGAGGAGUCAUAUGUGGUAGUCUCCACCAAAGAGUCACAGGUUUGAAUCUAGCGAACAGAGGCUUAGUAGGUACUUUAUCUCCUUCUAUUGCCAACCUCAGCUUCCUCAGGUACAUUUAUCUUGAUAACAACAAACUUCAUGGAAGUAUACCUCCUGAAAUCGGUAGCUUAUUUCGAUUAGAAUCACUAUCCCUUCCUAAUAAUUCAUUCACUAAAGAAAUCCCCAACAACAUAUCAAAUUGUACAAAACUACUACACAUUGAUUUAUCUGGGAAUAUAGCAAUCAAAUGUAGCAAUCAAAGUAUUAAAUCUCCAACGAAGAGGAGGUUCCAAGAGUUUUAUAGCUGA